Molecule: messenger RNA, 1696 nt
Organism: Brassicogethes aeneus
Lineage: Eukaryota; Metazoa; Arthropoda; Insecta; Coleoptera; Nitidulidae
Source: the annotation of a GenBank genome assembly
UAUUUAGUUAUUUUUUAAAAUGGGGUGUUGCGCUUCAAAAGACUUGGCCGACCUUCAUGACCUUGUGGCCGAAAUCAACGAUGUUGAGACGGGGAAAAUUAACAAACAAACAAGCACGAAAACUUCUUCAACGCAUAGCACCGCGUCGUGGACGAACCGCGAAGCCACCAAAAUGAACGAGUACUCGCAAUCUGAAGUUGUAGAGCUCGAUAAAGCUAAAAUAAACACGAGCGAAAAAAUAGUCGUAGCAAUGUACGAAUACGAAGCCAGAGAUUCGCAUGAAAUUAGUUUUCAAAAAGGCGACAGGAUGACGGUGUUACAUGACACUGGAAACUGGAUUUUCGCUUGUAAUUUAAAGACUUUGGAGAAAGGGUUCAUCCCUGGGAAUUUCGUCGCUAACGAGGAAGAUUUGGCCAGCAAAGAAUGGUUUUUUGACAACACGACAAGAUUGCAAGCAGAAGCGUUAUUAUUUUCACAGGAACCAGGGACAUUUCUUGUCAGAAGAUCUGAAAACAAUCCUUAUGGUUACUCUAUUUCUCUAAAACAUCAGGACGAAUCAAAGAUAGACCAUGUCAGACACUUUAAAAUCAAAUUAAAUGGUAAUAGAAAGUACACCAUAACCGAUCAAGAAUUUGAAACAUUGGAAGAGCUUAUAGACACCUUGUUGAAAACAGCUCUUCUAAAAAGGCCUUGCAAAAAAAUCGAGCCGACACUAUGGGUUCUGGGAUACGGCAACAAGGAUAAAUGGGAGAUCCCGAGGGACGAAAUCAGGAUCGUCAGGGAAUUGGGCGAGGGAGCUUUUGGGAAAGUGUUUCUGGGAAAAUGGCAGGACAAGUUGAAAGUAGCGGUAAAAACCAUGAUAGGCGAAAGUAUGUCCACGGAAGAUUUUAUCAGAGAAGCUGAAAUUAUGCGACAAUCUCAGCAUGAGAAUAUUGUAGCUGUGUUUGGUGUUUGUACCAUGGAAAAACCUAUCUAUAUUAUACAAGAGUAUAUGUCCAAAGGUUGCCUACAAAAAUGGCUGAGAGAGAAAAAAGAUGGCGGCAUAAAACUGGACGAGUCCAUCCUGAUAGCGGUGCAAGUGGCAAAAGGAAUGAAACACCUCGAAUCGAAAUUGCUGGUGCACCGGGAUCUAGCAGCCCGAAACAUUCUUCUGAACCACAACAACGUGGCGAAAAUCUGCGAUUUCGGCCUGGCUCGCCUCAUACCCUACGGGUUUUACAACCUGCAGAGCAACCUGCGAUUCCCCAUCAAGUGGACGGCCAUGGAGGCCUUGCAGUACGGGCAGUACACCAUCAAGUCCGACGUGUGGUCCUACGGGAUCCUGCUGAUGGAAAUUUUUACGUACGGCAGAAACCCGUACCCCGGUAUAGCACCUGGCGAGCUCCUGGAUUUGCUGGAGAUGGGUUACAGAAUGCCGAAGCCGGAGAAGUACAAUAUCCCGGAGGAAAUUUAUCAGAAAAUGCUGGAAUGCUGGGACGUGAGGAUGGAAAGAAGACCCACGUUCGAUCAUCUAGUCGAUUACUUCGACACCUUCUCUGUCUCCAGUGAGUUGCAAUACAAAGAGCAGUUUGUGUCAUCAGAAAAGUUGUAAAGCGACGCGUCGAAAAAAACGCACAAAUUGUUUUUUUCUCGUUUUUUCUCCGAACCUUUUAAAAUUGAUGUUUUUUAAAUUUAUCAGAAACUAAAUGGGCAAAUU